Molecule: messenger RNA, 677 nt
Organism: Lolium perenne
Lineage: Eukaryota; Viridiplantae; Streptophyta; Magnoliopsida; Poales; Poaceae
Molecular function (GO): fatty acyl-CoA hydrolase activity
Source: RefSeq, a predicted model, not a curated record
CGUUCCUCUUUCUCAAUCGGUGGUGGACUGGUAGCGGACCUGCCGAUGGCGUCGACAUCGGCGGCGCUGGAGAAGGCUCGCCGGCUACUGGAGGAGGCGGCAGGCGAGUCGCUGCCUACGGAGCAGGUUGACGCGCUGCCCUCCGGUUUCUACGACGCCUUCGUGCUCUGCGGCAUCCGCGUCCACGCCGUCGAGCCCGGUCGCCUCCUGUGCCACUUCACCGUCCCCUCCCGUCUCCUCAACUCGGGCAGCUUCCUGCACGGUGGUGCAACCGCGUCGCUCGUUGACUUGGUGGGCUCUGCUGUCUUCUACACCGCUGGGGCACAGACCAGGGGUUCGCCACUAGAGAUGAACAUCGCCUACCUGGAUGCUGCAUUUUCGGAUGAAGAGAUUGAUAUCGAGGCCAAGGUUCUGCGUGCUGGAAAAGCAGUAGGAGUGGCUACUGUGGAACUAAAGAAGAAAUCUGGCAAAAUCAUCGCUCAAGCCCGCUACUCCAAGUAUCUUGGUCCGUCCAGUAAACUUUGAAGGUGUCUUUUCCUUGUAAAGCUGGAGUCCUGUAAUUGCCCUUGUUUACUAGGCAAUCUCUAUGUAAUAGAAUAAUGUUGUCUACUUGUCUUGGAAACGAAGGCAUGAUCUACCAAAAAACGAAGAUAUGGGAAUUAGUUCACAAUUGUGUU